AGACUUUGUUUUCAGAAAGAGAGCAUUUGAGGACAAUUAAUACCGUCAUACAUCGGCACACAGCCACUUUUGAUGCUGUAAAUGACGCCAAAGGAAAGGAAAAAGCGGGUAGCUGCUUCGCUCCAGAAGCAGGCUGCCAAGAAGGAGAAGGGAGGACUAAACACUGUCGCACUUGUUUGCAUAAGUGCUGCUGUUGCAAUCAUCGCCUAUGUGACCUAUACAGAAUUCUACGCUUCUCGCCCAUUACUCAAGCUCCACCCUCGAAUAAUUGGACCUGCUGUGGAAAAUAAGAAAUGGGGUUCAUAUCGUUCUCACACUUACUUUGGCUUACGCACAAAAGAUCCGCGGUCACCACUUUUUGGAGUGAUGUGGUAUGAACAGCCCGAUGUUCUACAAAUGCCUCAUAUGCGGCAUUGGUGCGACCAAGGUGACGAUCUGCAACAUUAUGGCUGGUAUGCAGCUGAUGGUCGCACUUUUGGCCGCCAGAAUGUCACUGAACAUUAUGGAACAUUGAGUUUCGAUUGGAUCAAUCAUGGCGAAUCGUUUACGGCUAGAAUACGUACAGAUACUAGGACGAGAUACACGAUAAUAGUGUACUUAGUCGCUCAGGAUCGCCAAUCAAAAUUCCAUAUUGGACAUCACUUGUCUGACAUCAUAGCCGGUCGAAGCGAAUUGUUCGGUGAUGUGAGACUGGGCAUUCAUGUGAAGAAUGAAGAUCAAGUGUUACACUCACCUCUCGUUUGGGAUGGUGAAUUGCACUUGGAUCAUCUCAAUGAUCUCAUUUUCAUGAACACACGUGCGCUAGAAACGGAGCGUGGUCUCGUCUAUCAGUUACAACAACAGCAGCCAUUCAGUGAGGGUCAGUUUGUUGCUGUACAGCUCAAUUUAUGGACGAAAGCGGACAUACAAAUAACUUUUAGCACACCGCACCAUGGUGCACAAUUGGAAGAUUUCGAGAAGGAGUUAGUUAGAAGAGAAGAGGAUUUCAACAGCCGGUUUGAGAAGAGCUUCAAUCUUAUGGACAAGAACUUUACUGAUGUGGAACAGCGCAUGGCAAAAGUAGCGUUGUCAAAUAUGGUGGGAGGUAUAGGUUAUUGGCAUGGUUACAACCACGUCCUCAUGCCCGGCGCUACUAAAACAGUCUCAUAUGGUCCGCAUGAACUGUUCUCGGCUGUACCAUCGCGAUCCUAUUUUCCUAGGGGAUUCUUAUGGGAUGAGGGCUUCCACAAUAUCUUGAUUCGAAAAUUUGAUCCGGACUUGAGUUUGGAGAUGAUUGUCUCUUGGCUGAACACUAUGAGCGAAAGUGGUUGGAUCCCUCGUGAAAUGAUUCUAGGAGUGGAAGCCGAAGCAAGGGUACCAGCCGAGUAUAUCGUUCAAAAACCGAAUGUGGCAAAUCCUCCCAGCAUUUUUUAUGUCAUCGACCAGAUGCUUGAUGAUGAAGAACUCCUCAGAAGACAUGGUCCAAUCAUUGCUGGCUUGUAUCCAAGGCUUGAGCGUUGGUAUAAGUGGCUUCGCAAAAGCCAGGCAGGCAAGGAGAAAGGCACAUUUAGAUGGCGGGGGCGAAAUGCCACCACAGUCAAAGAGCUUAACCCAAAGACCAUGGCUUCAGGACUUGACGAUUAUCCCAGAGCAAGCCAUCCUUCAAAGGAAGAAUAUCAUCUUGAUCUCCGUUGUUGGAUGGCUCUUGGCAGCCGCGUAAUGAAUCGCCUAGCCCAUCUAUAUGAAGAAGGCAAGAAUAAGAACAAGUAUACUGCAGAGGCUUCACUUCUAGCGGAUUUCGAUGACCUCCUGCGUCUUCACUGGAGUGGAGAGAAAAACGCUUUCUUCGACUAUGGACGUCACAGUGACAGAGUCAGGCUUAUAAGAAAACCUGUCAAAGUGAAAGGACAACCAGACCAAUACAUUGUUGAAAGAUCUGUAGUUAAUAAACCACAAUUGGGCUUCGUAGAUGAUGUUUUUGGUUACAACAGCCUCUAUCCGCUUAUGCUUCGUUUGGUACCGCAUGACUCUCAACAAAUGGGCUAUAUACUGGAUAAGAUUGUUGACCCGCAGCUUCUAUGGACAGAUUAUGGACUUCGCUCACUUGCGCGGUCCUCACCUUAUUACGAUGCCAGGAAUACAGAGCAUGAUCCACCUUACUGGAGAGGUUAUAUCUGGAUAAACGUAAAUUACAUGGUACUAUCAGCGCUGAAACACUAUGGUUCACUUUCUGGGCCUCAUCAGGCCAAAGCACAAUCCAUAUUUGCGGAUCUCAAAAACAAUCUCGUACACAAUAUGGCCAAAGAGUUCAAUCGCACAGGCUAUAUUUGGGAGAACUAUGACGAUAAGACGGGCCAGGGGCGAGGUUCACAUCCCUUCAACGGCUGGAGCUCUUUGAUUUUGUUGAUCAUGAGUGAUCAUAUGGAAGUAUGAAUGACUUCGAUAGCAUUCCAGUGAAACACUAUAUUCCAUGUGGGUCUUUGUGGCAGAAUUUUUCAUUGCAACCAUAGGUAGAUACGGAUAGAAGCUAUUUAUUGUUCAUUCGUUUCUGUUUUCUAGAGGGUGUCAAUGUGAUAUUAUCUUCCUUGCUUGACAUCACAUUUUGUACCGGGUAUCGAGAGUAUUUCUGUGAAUAAAUCG
Molecule: messenger RNA, 2619 nt
Organism: Cylicocyclus nassatus
Lineage: Eukaryota; Metazoa; Nematoda; Chromadorea; Rhabditida; Strongylidae
Source: the annotation of a GenBank genome assembly